AAGAGCUGCACAGCACGCUGAGCCCUCAGUGGAGGCGAGCAUAGUCUUAGCAGAGCUGACUCCUCAAGAGCCAUGGCUGAAGGGGGCGAAGUGGAGGACGAGAUACAAUUCCUCCGCACCGAUGAUGAAGUUGUCCUUCAGUGUGUCGCCACCAUCCAUAAGGAGCAGAGGAAGUUCUGUUUGGCAGCUGAGGGACUUGGGAAUCGACUUUGCUUUCUGGAACCAACUUCAGAAGCCAAAUAUGUUCCUCCUGACCUUUGCAUAUGUAAUUUUGUGCUGGAGCAGUCCCUUUCUGUCAGGGCCCUUCAAGAAAUGCUGGCAAACACAACGGCAAAUGGCCAAGAAGGGGCAUCGCAAGGCGGUGGGCAUAGAACGUUACUGUAUGGCCAUGCAAUCUUACUGCGACAUUCAUUCAGUGGUAUGUACUUGACGUGUCUUACUACGUCCAGAUCCCUUACAGAUAAACUUGCUUUUGAUGUUGGGCUGCGAGAUACGGCAACAGGAGAGGCUUGUUGGUGGACAAUACAUCCUGCAUCCAAGCAAAGAUCGGAAGGAGAGAAAGUUCGUAUUGGGGAUGACCUGAUUUUAGUCAGUGUGUCUUCUGAAAGAUAUCUACAUCUAUCCAUAUCCAAUGGAAUGGGCAACAUCCAGGUGGAUGCCUCUUUCAUGCAGACCCUGUGGAACGUCCAUCCGACAUGCUCUGGGAGCAGUGUGGAAGAAGGAUAUCUUCUCGGUGGACAUGUGGUCCGGUUUUUCCAUGGCCAUGAUGAAUGUUUGACAAUCCCAUCUACUGACUCAGCAGAAGCUCAGCAUAGGAAAGUUAAUUAUGAGGCAGGAGGGGCAGGUGUCCGUGCCAGGUCAUUAUGGAGGGUGGAACCCCUAAGAAUAAGUUGGAGUGGAAGUCACAUCAGAUGGGGGCAGACAUUCCGCCUACGGCAUAUUACAACCGGGCAAUAUUUGGCACUGACAGAGGACCAAGGAUUAGUACUACAAGACCGAGCAAAGUCUGAUACCAAGUCUUCAGCAUUCUGUUUCAGAGCAUCGAAGGAAAAGUUAGACGCUGGCCCAAAGCGAGACAUUGAUGGGAUGGGAGCUGCAGAGAUUAAGUAUGGGGAUUCCAUCUGCUUUAUUCAGCAUGUAGACAGUGGCCUGUGGCUGACCUACAAAUCUCAAGAUGCCAAGACAGCACGACUGGGACCUCUAAAAAGAAGGGCAAUCCUGCACCAAGAAGGCCAUAUGGAUGAUGGUGUCACAUUACAGAAGUGUCAGCAUGAAGAGUCCCAAGCUGCUAGAAUCAUUCGGAACACCACAGGCCUGUUUGGCCAGUUCAUCAGUGACCUGGAUUCUCUGACGGGGAACAACCGGACUGUGACAGCCCCCAUCGCCCUGCCUAUUGAGGAGGUAGUUCAAACCCUGCAAGACUUGAUCACUUAUUUCCAGCCUCCCGAGGAAGAACUAGAACAUGAAGACAAACAAAAUAAACUCCGCUCACUCAAAAACAGGCAGAACCUAUUCAAAGAGGAGGGAAUGCUGGCUCUGGUGCUGAACUGUAUUGACCGUCUGAAUGUAUACAGCACUGCAGCACACUUUGCUGAAUUUAUGGGGGAGAAAUCUGGACCAGCAUGGAAGGAAAUCCUGAACCUUCUCUAUGAAUUACUAGCUGCUCUAAUUCGCGGAAAUAGAAGCAACUGUGCACAAUUUUCCAAUAAUUUGGAUUGGCUUAUUAGUAAAUUGGAGCGCCUUGAAUCAUCUUCAGGAAUACUGGAGGUUCUACAUUGCAUCUUGAUUGAAAGCCCUGAGGCUUUAAAUUUAAUAGAGAAGGGACACAUACGCUCUAUAAUUUCUCUUUUGGACAAACAUGGACGAAACCACAAGGUUCUGGAUGUCCUGUGCUCUCUUUGUGUAUGUAAUGGGGUUGCAGUACGUACAAACCAGAAUCUAAUUUGUGACAACCUGCUCCCCAGGAGAGAUUUGUUGUUGCAAACUCGUUUAGUUAAUAAUGUCACCAGCAUGAGGCCAAAUAUCUUCCUGGGUGUAGCUGAGGGUUCAGCGCAAUACAAGAAGUGGUACUUUGAGAUUAUUAUAGAUCAGGUUGAUCCAUUUCUAACUCCAGAGCCAACUCACAUGCGUGUAGGUUGGGCUUCCACCUCUGGUUAUGCUCCUUAUCCUGGUGGAGGUGAAGGAUGGGGAGGCAACGGUGUAGGUGAUGAUCUUUUCUCCUAUGGCUUUGAUGGUCUCCAUUUAUGGUCUGGACGGGUACCGAGGGCCGUGGCUUCAAGUAACCAGCAUUUAUUAGCAUCUGACGACGUGGUCAGCUGUUGCCUGGAUUUGGGGGUGCCUAGUAUUUCUUUUCGUAUUAAUGGACAGCCAGUCCAAGGCAUGUUUGAGAACUUCAACACCGAAGGUCUCUUUUUCCCAGUCGUAAGCUUUUCUGCUGGAGUAAAGGUUCGAUUUCUUCUUGGUGGUCGACAUGGGGAAUUCAAGUUCUUACCCCCAGCUGGCUAUGCUCCAUGCUAUGAGGCCCUGUUGCCAAAAGAGAAGAUGAGAGUGGAGCCUGUAAAAGAGUACAAGAGAGACUAUGAAGGAGUUCGGGAUUUGUUGGGUACAACACAAUUUCUGUCCCAAGCGUCAUUCAUCCCUUGUCCCAUUGAUACCAGCCAGAUUGUUUUACCCCCUCAUCUUGAGAAGAUCCGAGACAAAUUAGCAGAAAACAUCCAUGAACUUUGGGGUAUGAAUAAAAUUGAGCUUGGUUGGAUCUACGGCAAGGUGCGAGAUGAUAAUAAACGUCAGCAUCCUUGUUUGGUAGAAUUUUCUAAGCUUCCAGAAACUGAAAAGAAUUAUAACCUGCAAAUGUCCACUGAGACUUUAAAGACUUUGCUGGCUCUUGGAUGUCUCAUUGUUCAUUCAAAUCAAACUGCUGAAGAAAAUCUGAAAAAAGUUAAACUCCCAAAAAACUAUAUGAUGUCCAAUGGCUACAAGCCUGCCCCUUUGGACCUAUCUGAUGUAAAACUGUUACCAGCCCAAGAAGUUCUAGUUGAUAAACUUGCCGAGAAUGCACACAAUGUCUGGGCAAAAGAUAGAAUCAAACAAGGAUGGACCUAUGGCAUUCAACAGGAUCUGAAGAAUAAACGAAAUCCUCGUUUGGUGCCAUAUGCUUUACUUGAUGAGCGAACUAAGAAAUCUAAUAGAGACAGUUUACGAGAAGCUGUCAGAACAUUUAUUGGAUAUGGCUAUAAUAUCGAGCCACCAGACCAAGAAAUCACUGACCAAAUGAUGGAACGAGUCGGCAUAGAUAAGAUACGCUUCUUUAGGUUGGAACAGACCUAUGCUGUGAAGUCAGGAAAGUGGUAUUUUGAGUUUGAGGUGGUGACCGGAGGUGAUAUGCGUGUAGGCUGGGCCAGGCCCAGUUGUAGACCUGACAUUGAACUUGGAGCAGACGAUCGGGCAUUUGUAUUUGAGGGAAGCAGAGGACAGUGUUGGAACAUGGGAAGCUCAUUCUUUGGUCGAAACUGGCAGCCCGGAGAUGUUGUAGGAUCCAUGAUUAACUUGGAAGAUAAAUCAAUGAUUUUCACGUUAAAUGGAGAACUUCUAAUCACAAAUCAGGGGUCAGAGCUAGCAUUUGCUGACUUUGAAAUAGAGAAUGGUUUUGUCCCUGUCUGCUCCCUUGGGUUGUCUCAGAUUGGUCGCUUGAAUUUUGGUAAAGAUGCCAGCACGUUCAAAUACUACACAAUGUGCGGCCUACAGGAGGGCUUCCAACCGUUUGCUGUCAACAUGAACAGAGAUGUAGCCAUGUGGUUCAGUAAGCGCUUACCAACCUUUGUCAACGUGCCAAAAAAUCAUCCUCACAUUGAGGUGACAAGGAAAGAUGGAACUGUAGAAGCCCCUCCAUGCUUAAAGGUGACACAUAAAACCUUUGGCACCCAGAAUAGCAAUGAAGAUAUGAUAUACUGCAGGCUGAGUAUGCCUGUGGAGUUCCACUCCGCCUUCAGCAAUGAGGAGAACUUCCAGAAGAGAAACGCCCUUCAAGAAGUUUCUCACACAACUACAUUGUAUUACUACUCUGUCCGGAUAUUUGCUGGACAAGACCCGUCAUCAGUAUGGGUAGGAUGGGUGACUCCCGACUACCACGUCUAUAGUAAACAUUUUGACUUAAGCAAGAACUGCACUGUGACUGUCACUUUAGGAGAUGAGAGGGGCAGAGUGCAUGAAAGUGUUAAACGAAGCAAUUGUUACAUGGUUUGGGGAGGUGACCUCUCUACUGGCUCACAGCGGUCGGGCCGCAGCAAUGUAGAUACUGAUAUUGGGUGCCUUAUUGAUCUGGCCACAGGACUUGUCUCCUUCACAGCCAAUGGAAAAGAUCUGGGGACCUGCUACCAGGUUGAACCAAACACCAAGCUGUUCCCAGCAGUUUUUCUGCAGCCAACGAGCACUAAUCUCUUCCAGUUUGAGCUUGGGAAAUUAAAGAACACCAUGCCACUUUCAGCUGCUAUAUUUAAAAGUGAAGAGAAAAACCAUGUGCCCCAGUGCCCCCCUCGUUUGGAUGUACAGACUAUCACACCCGUUCUCUGGAGCCGUAUGCCAAAUAAUUUCCUAAAGGUAGAAACAGAACGUGUCAGUGAGCGUCAUGGCUGGGUGGUGCAGUGCUUGGAACCCUUGCAGAUGAUGGCAUUGCAUAUACCUGAGGAGAGCAGGUGUAUCGACAUCUUAGAACUUUCCGAGCAGGAAGACCUCAUGAAAUUUCACUCUCACACCCUGAAGUUGUAUUGUGCUGUUUGUGCUCUGGGCAACAAUCGUGUCGCCCAUGCCUUGUGCAGCCACGUGGAUCAAUCCCAACUUCUAUAUACUAUUGAUAACCAAUACCUACCUGGCCUUUUAAGAUCAGGUUUUUAUAACCUUCUUAUCAGUAUCUACCUGGAGUCUGCCAAGGAGGGAAAGCUGACGAUGAACAAUGAGUUUAUAAUACCAAUCACUGAUGAUACAAGGCAAAUCGAACUGUUUCCUGAUGAAUCAAAAAGGCAUGGUUUACCUGGGGUCGGUUAUAGUACCUGCCUGAGAUCUGACCUUCACUUCACAGUACCUUGCUUUAUAUUGACUGGAGAAGACCGCCAGCAACAUGGUCCAGAGAUUCCUAUUGACAUUCUCAAAACCAAAGCAAUUAGCAUGCUGACCGAGGCAGUGCAAAGCAGUGGAGACCACAUCCGAGAUCCUGUGGGGGGCAAAGUAGAGUUCCAGUUUGUGCCAGUGCUAAAGCUCAUUGCCACUCUUCUUAUAAUGGGAGUUUUUGAGGAUGAGGAUGUCCGUCAAAUUCUGCUGCUUAUUGAUCCUAAUGUUUUUGGUGACCACAAAGAAGAGGAUGGAGAAGACAGCUGUGAGAAGGAGGAAGUGGCACAAGAUGAGGAAAAAGCUGUGGAGGCUGGAGAGAAAGCAACAAGAGAAGCUAAGGCCCCUGUGAAAGGUCUUCUGCAGACUCGACUACCGGAAUCUGUCAAACUUCAGAUGUGCGAGCUACUUCAUUACUUCUGUGACUGUGAGCUGAAGCAUCGUGUGGAGUCCAUUGUCUCCUUCUCUGAUAACUUUGUGUCGAAGCUUCAGUGCAAUCAGAAGUUCCGCUACAAUGAAUUGAUGCAAGCACUGAACAUGUCUGCUGCCCUGACGGCCAAGAAAACCAGGGAGUUCCGCUCUCCUCCACAGGAACAGAUUAACAUGCUUCUGAAUUUCCAACUACAUGAAGACAGUCCUUGUCCUGAAGAGAUACGGGAUGAAUUAUAUGAGUUCCACGAAGACCUCCUAAUGCACUGUGGCAUUCCACUCGAAGAGGAAGAAGAGGAAGAGGAUGAUGCAUCAUGGACAGGUCGUCUUCGAUCACUUGUGUGCAAGAUCAAAGGGCGGCCAAAGACUGAAGAGCAGGAUCCAGCAGAAGUGGAGGAGAAAUCGCCUACCACACUUAAAGAACUCAUCUCACAAACUAUGGUGAGAUGGGCUCAAGAGGACCACAUUCAAGAUCCUGAGCUUGUGCGUAUAAUGUUCAGCCUCCUGCGCCGGCAAUACGACAGCAUUGGAGAGUUGUUACAGGCCAUGAGGAAAACCUACACAAUCAGCGCAGCCUCUGUGGAAGAUACUAUAAACCUUUUGGCCUCUCUGGGACAGAUACGCUCACUGUUGAGUGUGAGAAUGGGCAAAGAAGAGGAGAUGCUCAUGAUUGAUGGAUUGGGUGAUAUCAUGAACAACAAAGUCUUCUAUCAGCAUCCUAACUUAAUGCGAGUUCUAGGCAUGCAUGAAACUGUUAUGGAAGUCAUGGUAAAUGUACUGGGAGGAGACAAAUCUCAGCAAAUUACUUUCCCCAAGAUGGUGGCGAGUUGCUGCAGGUUUCUCUGCUAUUUCUGCAGAAUUAGUCGGCAAAAUCAAAAGGCCAUGUUUGAGCAUCUUGGCUACUUGCUGGAGAACAGCAGUGUUGGUCUGGCAUCUCCGUCUAUGAGAGGCUCUACACCUCUAGAUGUCGCUGCCGCCUCUGUGAUGGAUAACAACGAACUUGCUUUGGCGUUGCAGGAACCAGAUUUGGAGAAGGUUGUGACAUACUUGGCAGGUUGUGGGCUGCAGAGUUGUCCAAUGUUAAUUGCCAAAGGAUACCCAGACAUUGGAUGGAAUCCCAUUGAGGGCGAACGCUACCUCUCAUUCCUGCGGUUUGCAGUCUUUGUGAACUGCGAGAGUGUUGAAGAAAACGCCAGUGUGGUGGUGAAGCUUCUCAUCCGACGCCCAGAGUGUUUUGGACCUUCCCUGAGAGGAGAGGGGGGAAAUGGUUUGCUGGCGGCAAUGCAGGAGGCUAUUAACAUCUCUGAAAACCCAGCUCUGGACCUGCCUUCUCAGGGGUAUCAGAGGGAAGUGGUCGAGGAAGAUGAAGAAGAAGAAGAGAUUGUACACAUGGGAAAUGCUAUAAUGUCCUUUUAUUCUGCCCUGAUUGACCUUCUGGGACGCUGUGCACCAGAACCACAUCUGAUCCAAGCUGGUAAAGGUGAAGCUAUACGAAUUCGCUCCAUCCUCCGAUCCUUGGUGCCCACAGAAGAUCUUGUUGGGAUUAUUAGCAUCCCAUUAAAACUGCCCGCAUUUAACAAAGAUGGCACAGUAUUUGAACCGGAUAUGGCAGCCAGCUUCUGCCCUGAUCACAAAGCCCCUAUGGUACUUUUCCUGGACCGUGUCUAUGGUAUUAAGGACCAAAGCUUCCUCCUUCAUUUACUGGAGGUGGCCUUCUUACCUGAUCUGAGAGCAUCAGCAUCUCUCGACACAGCUUCCCUGAGUGUCACAGAGAUGGCUCUUGCCUUGAAUCGAUAUAUUUGCUCAGCGGUACUCCCAUUGCUCACCCGCUGUGCUCCUCUCUUUUCGGGCACCGAGCACUAUGCAGCAUUAAUUGAUUCUACCCUGCAUACAAUAUAUAGACUGUCCAAGGGGCGUUCUCUAACCAAAGCUCAGAGAGACACCAUUGAAGAAUGUCUGCUUUCAAUAUGCCAUCAUAUGCGGCCUUCCAUGCUUCAGCAGCUCCUGCGGCGUCUGGUUUUUGAUGUCCCAUUGCUCAACGAAUACUGUAAAAUGCCUCUGAAGCUCCUGACAAACCAUUAUGAGCUGAGCUGGAAAUAUUACUGCCUUCCUUCUGGAUGGGGGAGCUUUGGUUUGGCCUCAGAGGAGGAAUUGCACUUGACAGAGAAGCUGUUCUGGGGGAUUUUUGACUCCCUUUCUCAUAAGAAGUAUGAGGCUGAGCUCUUCAGAAUGUCCUUGCCAUGUCUCAGUGCAAUCGCUGGUGCUUUGCCUCCUGAUUAUGUUGACACAAGAAUUAAAGCAACACCUGAGAAGCAGAUGUCAGUAGACACCGAAGGAAAUUUUGACCCAAAGCCCAUCAAUACAGUUCAUCUGACAUUACCUGAGAAGCUGGAAUAUAUUGUCAAUAAGAACGCCGAGCACUUACAUGAUAAAUGGGCCUAUGACAAGCUACAUAGUGGUUGGAAGUAUGGAGCAUCACUUGAUGAAAAUACUAAGACACAUCCUCUACUGAGACCCUUCAAGACUCUGUCUGAAAAGGAGAAAGAAAUUUACCGCUGGCCAGUAAGGGAGUCUGUGAAAACUAUGUUGGCAAUGGGAUGGAGCGUGGAAAGGACUAAAGAAGGAGAAGCUUUAGCACUUCAUCGUGAAAAUGAAAAGAUGCGCAGCAUUUCCCAGACUAACCAGGGAAAUGGUUAUAGUCCCACACCAAUUGAUCUGAGCAAUGUUGUCCUUUCCAGAGAGCUCCAGGGAAUGGUAGAAAUGAUGGCAGAAAACUACCACAACAUUUGGGCUAAGAAGAAGAAGAUGGAGCUGGAAGCUAAAAGUGCAGGCAGUCACCCCCUAUUGGUGCCUUAUGACACAUUAACAGCAAAAGAAAAAGGUCGGGAUCGUGAGAAAGCUCAAGAACUCUUCAAAUUCUUACAAGUAAAUGGUUAUGCUAUAUCCAGGGGAUUAAAAGAUAUGGAACUAGAUGCAUCUUCUAUGGAGAAAAGAUUUGCCUUUAAAUUUCUGAAGAAAGUCCUACAUUAUGUAGAUUCGGCGCAGGAAUUUAUUGCACAUUUAGAAGCUGUUUUGGGCAGUGGUAAAUCAGAGAAGUCGCCACAUGAGCAGGAAAUCAAAUUUUUUGCUAAAGUUCUCUUACCUCUCGUUGACCAGUACUUUAAGAAUCACUGUCUGUACUUUCUGUCCUCCCCAAUCAAAACUCUGAGCAGUAGCGGUUAUGCAUCUAACAAAGAGAAAGAGAUGGUGGCAAAUCUGUUCUGCAAACUGGCAGCUCUUGUAAGACAUAGGAUAUCACUGUUUGGAAGUGACUCUGCCACCAUGGUGAGCUGUCUGCACAUUCUGGCUCAGACACUCGACACACGCACAGUGAUGAAGUCUGGUUCUGAGUUGGUAAAAGCUGGAGUUAGAGCUUUCUUUGAAAAUGCUGCUGAAGAUUUAGAAAAGACCUUGGAAAACUUAAAGCUUGGAAAAUUCACUCAUUCAAGAACUCAGAUGAAGGGUGUCUCCCAGAACAUUAACUACACCACAGUGGCUCUCCUUCCAAUCCUGACCUCCAUUUUUGAACAUGUGGCACGUCACCAGUUUGGUGUGGAUUUGCUAUUGGAUGACGUUCAAGUUUCCUGUUACCGGAUCCUCUGCAGUCUGUACUCCCUUGGGACAGGAAAGAAAACAUCUAUGAAGUCGCAGCGGACCAGCCUUGGAGAAUGUCUGGCAGCGCUGGCCGGAGCCAUACCUGUAGCUUUUCUUGAGCCAUCACUAAACCACAACAACCCUCUCUCAGUUUUUAACACCAAAUCACCUAGAGAGAGAGCCAUUCUAGGUAUGCCAGACACAGUUGAAGAGAUGUGUCCAGAAAUGCCUCAUUUGGAAGGUUUAAUGAAGGAAAUUAAUGAUCUGGCUGAGUCUGGAGCCAGGUAUACGGAGAUGCCACAUGUUAUUGAAGUGGUGCUGCCAAUGUUAUGCAACUAUCUUUCCUACUGGUGGGAGCGGGGAACAGAAAAUAUACCGGAAAACACCAGGCCGUGCUGUACUCAAGUGACUUCAGAACAUCUAAGUGUCAUCUUGGGCAACAUCCUGAAAAUAAUUAACAACAAUCUGGGAAUAGAUGAAGCUUCCUGGAUGAAGAGAAUUGCAGUGUAUGCUCAGCCAAUUAUCAGCAAGGCUCAGCCGGACCUCCUGAAGAGCCAUUUCAUCCCCACGCUGGAGAAAUUGAAGAAAAAAGCAAUAAAGAUUGUGCAAGAGGAGGAGCUGAUGAAGGCAGACAGCAAGGCUGACACCCAGGAGGCAGAGCUGCUGAUUCUGGAUGAGUUUGCCGUGUUAUGCAGAGAUCUCUAUGCCUUCUACCCAAUGUUGAUCCGAUAUGUAGAUAACAACAGAUCUAAUUGGCUCAAAAAACCAGAUAUAGACUCUGAUGAGCUGUUCAGAAUGGUGGCUGAAGUGUUCAUUCUUUGGUGCAAAUCACAUAACUUUAAGAGAGAAGAACAGAAUUUUGUGAUUCAAAAUGAAAUCAACAAUCUGGCAUUUCUAACUGGAAACAACAAGAGUAAGAUGUCAAAACCCAUACAAGUAAAGUCUGGAGGGCAAGAUCAGGAGCGGAAGAGAACCAAGCGCAGAGGGGACCUUUACUCCAUACAGACUUCCCUCAUUGUAGCUGCCCUGAAGAAGAUGUUACCCAUUGGUCUGAACAUGUGCACACCGGGGGACCAGGAACUGAUCUCACUGGCAAAGAGCAGAUACAGUCUUAGAGAUACAGAUGACGAAGUUAAAGAACAGCUGCGCAAUAAUCUUCAUUUGCAGGAGAAAUCCGAAGACCCUGCAGUGAAAUGGCAGCUCAAUCUCUACAAGGAUAUACUGAAAAGUGAGGACGGGGAUUCUGAGAAAACUGUGGAACGUGUGCAGAAAAUCUCUGCAGCAGUCUUCCAUCUUGAGCAGGUGGAGCAGCCCUUGAGGUCUAAGAAGGCUGUGUGGCACAAGCUGCUGUCGAAACAGAGGAAAAGGGCUGUGGUGGCGUGCUUUCGCAUGGCUCCUUUGUAUAAUCUGCCAAGGCACCGUUCUAUUAACCUCUUCCUCCAUGGUUAUCAGAAAUUAUGGAUAGAAACAGAGGAAAAUUCCUUUGAGGAGAAACUAAUUCAAGAUUUGGCUAAUCCUAAGAAGAAUGAAGAAGAGGAAGAGGAGGAGACUGAGAAAAAGCCUGAUCCUCUUCAUCAGAUUAUUUUACACUUCAGUCGCAAUGCCCUCACUGAGAGGAGCAAGCUUGAGGAUGACCCCUUGUAUACAGCAUAUGCAGCUAUGAUGGCUAAGAGCUGCCAAAAUGAAGAGGAAGAUGAGGAAAAAGAGAAGACAUUUGAGGAGAAAGAAAUGGAAAAGCAAAAGACCUUGUAUCAGCAGGCCCGUCUACAUGAAAGGGGGGCUGCUGAGAUGGUUUUGCAGAUGAUCAGUGCAAGUAAAGGUGAAAUGAGCCCUAUGGUUGUAGAGACACUGAAGCUUGGAAUAUCAGUUCUGAAUGGUGGAAAUACUGUUGUGCAGCAGAAAAUGUUAGAUUACCUAAAAGAAAAAAAGGAUGCUGGAUUUUUCCAGAGCUUGUCCGGCUUAAUGAUGUCAUGCAGCGUUCUUGAUUUGAAUGCAUUUGAAAGACAGAACAAAGCAGAAGGCCUUGGAAUGGUCACAGAAGAAGGAACAUUAAUUGUCCGGGAACGAGGUGAAAAAGUUUUACAGAAUGAUGAAUUUACAAGAGACCUCUUCAGGUUCCUGCAGCUUCUAUGUGAAGGACACAACAACGACUUUCAGAACUUCCUGAGGACUCAAAUGGGGAAUACGACAACAGUGAAUAUUAUCAUUAGCACGGUGGAUUACCUUCUACGCCUGCAGGAAUCUAUCAGUGACUUCUACUGGUACUACUCAGGGAAGGAGGUGAUUGAUGAAUCUGGGCAGCACAACUUUUCAAAGUCUCUUGCUGUGACCAAACAAAUAUUUAAUUCGCUCACAGAAUACAUUCAGGGUCCCUGCAUAGGUAACCAGCAGAGUUUGGCACACAGCAGGCUGUGGGAUGCAGUGGUUGGUUUCCUCCAUGUUUUUGCAAACAUGCAGAUGAAGCUGUCACAGGAUUCCAGUCAGAUUGAACUCCUUAAAGAACUUCUUGAUCUUCUUCAAGACAUGGUGGUGAUGCUGCUUUCCCUUCUAGAAGGGAAUGUCGUGAAUGGGACUAUUGGAAAACAAAUGGUUGACACUCUUGUGGAGUCAUCUAGUAAUGUUGAAAUGAUACUGAAGUUCUUCGAUAUGUUCCUCAAGUUGAAAGAUCUAACCAGCUCUGAUGCUUUUAAGGAAUAUGACCCUGAAGGAAAGGGUAUAAUUUCAAAAAAAGAAUUCCAAAAAGCCAUGGAGGGGCAAAAACAAUAUGCUCAAUCAGAAAUUGAAUUUCUUCUCUCCUGUGCAGAAGCGGAUGAAAAUGAUAUGUUUAACUAUGUAGAGUUUGUAGACCGAUUCCAUGAACCAGCUAAAGACAUUGGAUUCAAUGUGGCUGUCUUGUUGACCAAUCUCUCAGAGCACAUGCCAAAUGACUCUCGGCUCCAAUGUUUGCUAGACCCUGCAAACAGUGUUCUGAAUUACUUUUCUCCAUACUUGGGACGUAUUGAGAUAAUGGGUGGAGCAAAACGAAUAGAGAGAGUGUAUUUUGAGAUCAGUGAAUCAAGCCGAACACAGUGGGAGAAACCACAGGUCAAGGAGUCCAAAAGACAAUUUAUAUUUGAUGUGGUCAAUGAAGGUGGGGAACAGGAAAAAAUGGAACUAUUUGUUAAUUUCUGUGAGGAUACAAUUUUUGAGAUGCAGUUGGCAUCUCAGAUUUCCGAGUCAGAUGCAGCUGACAGACCUGAAGAAGAGGAAGAAGAGGAACCUCACCAUAUGAUUGAAGUUGGUGAAGAGGAUGAAGAGGAGAAGUCUCUAGAAUCAUCAUCUGCUUUUAUUGUUGCAUGUACAGCACUUAGGAAAAAUAUGUCCAACUUCUUCAAGAUGUUAACCUUAAAGAACAUUGGUAAACAGUUUCGGAAAGUGAAAAAGAUGACUCUCAAAGAAUUAGUCAAAGUCUUCUUUUCUUUUUUUUGGACACUGUUCGUUGGUUUAUUCCAAUUUGUGUUUACAAUAGUAUGGGGAAUAUUUCAGAUUCUUUGGGGCACAGUGUUUGGAGGUGGCUUAGUUGAAGGGGCCAAGAAUAUUAAAGUAACCAAAAUAUUAGGAGAUAUGCCUGAUCCCACACAAUUUGGAAUCCACGACGAUGUCUUGGAAGCUGAAAAAGCAGAUUCACCUGAAAAUGCCUCAUCUACAGAGCUUGCACAUCUUGUUAAAGGAGACAAAGGAGAUUUGGAUAUGCCCGAUAUUUUUGGCAUGCACACAAAAAAAGAAGGCUCUAAGCAUGGCACAGAAAUUGGUCUUGGUGAUUUCUCAGAAAUUGCAAGUUCAGAGAAUGCAAACAGUUUGGAGAGUGCUGUACAUAAGAAGAAAAAAGCUCUUGCAGCGGAAAUCGCUAAAGAAAAUGAGGACAACUCAAAAGCAGAAUCCGAGAAGGCUGACAUGGAAGAUGGUGAAAAAAAGGAUAAAGCUAAAGCUGAAGAACAGUCUGAAUUUUUGGAAAGUAAAGAGGGGCCAAAGAGGAGGAGGAGACGAGGCCAGAAGAAAGAGGAGCCUGAAGCAUUUAUGGCUAAUUUCUUGGCAGGACUGGAGAUUAAUCAGACCAAAAUGCUGAAUUACCUGGCCAGAAAUUUCUACAAUCUACGAUUCCUCGCUCUGUUUGUGGCAUUUGCCAUUAACUUUAUUCUAUUGUUCUACAAGGUCACAGAGGAACCCGCCUCAACUGAAGACACUGAUCAUGAUUCCAACAUAUGGAACACGUACCAAGAAGAUGAGGAAGACGCAGAAGAAGGAGCUGUUUAUUUUGUCCUGCAAGAAAACACAGGCUAUAUGGCUCCAACAUUACGCAUCUUGGCUAUUAUUCACACCAUCAUCUCUUUCCUCUGUGUUAUUGGAUACUACUGUCUUAAGGUUCCUCUUGUGGUAUUUAAACGAGAGAAGGAAAUUGCUCGCAAUGUGGAGUUUGACGGUCUGUAUAUUACAGAGCAACCCUCAGAUGAUGACAUCAAAGGGCAGUGGGAUCGUCUUGUUAUAAAUACUCCGUCUUUUCCUAAUAAUUACUGGGAUAAAUUUGUUAAGAGGAAGGUUAUCAAUAAAUAUGGAGACUUAUAUGGAGCUGACAGAAUUGCUGAACUCCUGGGACUUGACAAAAAUGCCUUGGACUUCAGCCCAGUGGAAAAGACCAAAACAGAAGAGGGAUCCCUUGUAUCAUGGUUGAGUUCCAUUGAUAUGAAGUAUCACAUCUGGAAGCUUGGAGUGGUAUUUACUGACAACUCCUUCCUUUACCUCGCUUGGUACACUACCAUGUCAAUUCUUGGACAUUAUAACAAUUUUUUCUUUGCCGCUCACCUCCUGGAUAUUGCAAUGGGCUUUAAGACACUGCGGACAAUUCUAUCAUCGGUGACCCACAAUGGAAAACAAUUGGUGUUAACUGUUGGUCUCCUGGCGGUUGUUGUCUAUCUUUAUACGGUUGUGGCUUUCAACUUUUUCCGAAAGUUUUACAACAAGAGUGAGGAUGAAGAUGAUCCGGAUAUGAAGUGUGAUGAUAUGAUGACGUGUUAUCUGUUCCACAUGUAUGUGGGGGUGAGAGCUGGAGGUGGCAUUGGAGAUGAGAUUGAGGACCCUGCCGGUGACCCUUAUGAGAUGUAUCGCAUUGUGUUUGACAUCACCUUCUUCUUCUUUGUUAUUGUCAUUCUCCUUGCCAUUAUUCAAGGUUUGAUCAUUGAUGCUUUUGGAGAACUGAGAGAUCAACAAGAACAAGUCAGAGAAGAUAUGGAGACAAAAUGCUUCAUUUGUGGGAUUGGAAAUGAUUACUUUGAUACAACGCCGCAUGGCUUUGAAACACAUACUUUACAAGAACACAACCUGGCUAACUAUUUGUUCUUCCUUAUGUAUAUCAUUAAUAAGGAUGAGACAGAACACACUGGACAGGAAUCUUAUGUCUGGAAGAUGUAUCAAGAGAGGUGUUGGGACUUCUUCCCAGCUGGUGACUGUUUCCGCAAGCAAUAUGAAGACCUGCUUGGAUAAAAGCCUGGCAUUAACCCAUGAGCCAGAUUCACUGGGCAUGUACCGAACCUGGAACAAAAAUCACCCAGUGGGACACAUUUACUUGAAGACCAGCUCUGCCCAACCAAGACCUCAAUCUAUUCAUUUGGAUUCAUGUCAUUUCCUUAAAACCAAUGACUCAUACAACAAACACAGGUCUAUAGCAAAUGUGCAAUGAUAUACCAGAUAUCUAGAACUAAAAGGUAAUAACCACCACAGUACAUCAAUAAACGCUCAAUCAGCCAUAGUGCAUUUGUUGAGUUACUAAAAAAUGUAAUGAAAAUAAAAGUCAAUGUUAUAUAGAAUCUAGCAGAUAGCACUUACAUUCAAAAAGUUUACAACUCAACCAACGGUAUUCAGCCUGAUUGCAACCAUCCCAGCAUCUCUUGAUUUUCACACUAAUGGGCAAACAUUUUUUUACUGAAAUGCCACACAUCUGGCUGCCCGAGAAUAAAAGGGCUAACUGAUACACAUCUAGUGCACAAUGAUUAUCUUCACAGCAACUGCUCGGUUCUCUCUGCAGCAGUGAAAUUCAGAGCUUGACCCCACACAACCUGACAGACGCAUUCGUUCUGUAGAAUGGGACAUUGUGUCUGGAGAAGCAUGCAGUUUUAAUUCGUUUUUUGGGGGGGAUUUUUUCAACUUUGAUAUUGAGGCUUUUGAUUAUGUCACAAAUCUGAUGCUAGUCACAGACGCCAAGUCAGUUUGCUGCGCUGUGUUUCGGGGAAUGUUUGUGUUCUGGAGCCUGAAAGAAUUAAACUGGACAUAAACAGGUUGAAACCAUCUUAGCCUUUGGUGAUACAGGUGAGCUUCUGGGUACAUCUGGUGCUCAGAGCUUUACGUUUACUUUUGUAAGAUAGUCUAGUCUAUGAAAGGUAAAAGUAUUUAGCUUUAUUUUGUGAAACUUCAGGCAGUUGAAGGUAAAGUUAGUAGGGGAAAAGUUAAUUCUUAACACUUUUUCGACCCUGAACUUAAUCGAUGAAGUGCCUUAACCGUCUGUAGACGUAGCUAUGCAAGAUAUUCUUUCCAUGCUAGGAUUAGAUCAAAAGUUGUGCUGUUCUUUGUUUUACUGUACGAAAUGAGAAACUGCAUUCAGUUGCUAUUUAGUUUUUCUUUCAAUGACAGUUUGCUGUUAUUUGAAGAAACUGGAAUGUAUCUUAAAUUAUAUUCUCUUAAAUAGAAAUCUUAUGCCAAAUUCAAAGCACUGCUUUCUGGUCAUUGGUAAGUGCUGUAGUGAAGCUGCUAACUUUAUGCAUUUUUCUUCAAAUUCAAUAAAGUGCCCAUCGCAAUAAAUAAAUGAUAAACCGGCUGAACUGUUUGUCUUACU
This is a messenger RNA of Bufo bufo (common toad), 16024 nucleotides long. It is a transcript of the gene RYR3, whose product is annotated as ryanodine receptor 3. The record is from RefSeq and is a predicted model, not a curated record. Lineage: Eukaryota; Metazoa; Chordata; Amphibia; Anura; Bufonidae. Gene Ontology annotation, molecular function: ryanodine-sensitive calcium-release channel activity; calcium ion binding; protein binding. Gene Ontology annotation, cellular component: smooth endoplasmic reticulum; Z disc; sarcolemma. The transcript is spliced from 105 exons. Bases 73 to 14679 code for a protein of 4868 amino acids. Gene Ontology annotation, biological process: intracellular calcium ion homeostasis; calcium ion transmembrane transport.